AAAAGAAGAAUGACUAUGGUUAUGUUUGUAAACUAAAAAAACUUAAAUUUUAUUCUAUUUAUAUUUAUAACAAAAUAUCACUACGAUAAUGUUUCCAUAAUACCUGUGAUAGUAGUAGUAUUAAUUCAUUCUUAAUAUUCCUGUUAGUAGGCUGGUAAAAUGUAUUUAGGUCACAUAUGGAGAAUCCUGCAUUGGGGUCCUCUCACCGCCAUAGGUGAGCAUUUUGCUGUGCUAGUCGAAUCGACGACUGAAUUUCUAAUUAAAUCCAUCGUUUUAGGAAUCAUUAAAGUAGUUACCGCUAUGACUAUUCACUGUUCGAACAUGUGGUGGCCCAAGCACACAGUAGGCGGCAAAAUUAACUUUGUGGUGUUCGUAACGUUCUCAGGGCUUACUAUUUAUAAUUUUCUCUCUGCGUUAUGCCACGGUCCCGGUUAUUUGCCGCUAAACUGGAUGCCAAAGAAAGAAGAGCAUUGUAAAUUCUUGCAGUUCUGCGUAGAAUGCCAAGGUUACAAAGCUCCCAGAUCUCAUCAUUGCAGGAAAUGCCGUCGUUGCGUUUUAAAAAUGGAUCAUCAUUGCCCUUGGAUUAACAACUGCGUAGGCUGGGGGAAUCACGCACAUUUUAUAUUUUUCCUAACGUUUGCUACAUUAGGAUGCUUGCAAUCGUCUAUUAUACUAGGUUGUUCGUUGUAUAAAUCUAUCCACAGAGUGUAUUAUUUCCACUUAGGGGAGCCCAUUAUUAAUCUAGGCUUGUACGGGAUGAUUACCUGCGUACUCGCGCUCGGAUUGUCCAUAGGCGUAGUAAUUGCUGUGGGAAUGCUGCUUUAUUUCCAGGCAACUGCUGUGAUUAGAAACAGAACAGGCAUCGAAGACUGGAUCAUGGAGAAGGCUGUAGUUCGAAGACAAGGGGUAGAUAAGACGUUUCUGUUUCCUUAUGACUUAGGUGUAAAGAAUAACGUGCGACAAGUAAUGAAUCUAACGUGCCAACCCAUCGGCGAUGGAAUUAUGUCGUGGCCUGUUAUAGAAGGAUGCGAUGAGUUUUCGCUUACUAUUGAGCAAAUUGAACAAAAGGCGGAGAAACGAAUGAAAUCGAAAAUGUACAGAGUAGUAAAUCCGGCUUCGGGUUAUUGGUUUCCAUUAUCCUACGGAAUUGGAGUUUGUUUGAGUUAUCCUUUUACUGAUGAGCCGCGUAUAAAGUUAAAUAUCGGCGAUACUGUCGUUGUUACUAGGUGGAGAAAGCAUUGGCUGUUUGGGGAAAGAGUAAAAGGCGACAGGGAUAAACCUACGGGAAGGAUCAGAGGAUGGUUUCCCAGAAAAUGCGCUGUAGAGAUUAUAGAAAACAAUCAGUCGCCUUCGGCUUAUUCUAAUUACAACAAAAAUCGAUUAUUAGAUAGAAAAAUCAAAUAAAUGCGCUGUGAUUUUAAAACAUAUCUUGAUAAUUUAACCAUGACCUUGUACCCCCUAAUCCGCGUCUGUAAUAAACCACUCGACCUUUUAUUACAUAGAUAAAUAUUAUA
Messenger RNA from Phyllotreta striolata, 1514 nucleotides. Lineage: Eukaryota; Metazoa; Arthropoda; Insecta; Coleoptera; Chrysomelidae. The record is from the annotation of a GenBank genome assembly.